UUUCACCGAUUAUAAACCCCAAUCCGCCGAACUCUCUCAGACGCUGGCGCUGAGAGAGGCACAACACCAAAACCCAAAGGUGCUAAGGUUUUUGUUUUGUUGUGGGAGCGAGAGAUGUUGAAGGUUUCUUGCAAUGCCACGGACAAAGUUCAGACCUUUGGGAAAUGCAGAUCAUUGGGUUCAUCUGGGCAAAUCUUGUUAGCCCGGAGAAGACCUGUGCUCUCCGUCUUGCCGCUGAAAACGGGGGGUAAGACUCUGGUUCAGGCUGUUGUGUCGGACCAGCAAGGUGGGGUCACCCGGGUGGAUUCUGGGUUGGGGAGUUUGGCGGACAGGCUGCGGUUGGGGAGCUUGACGGAAGAUGGGUUAUCGUAUAAGGAGAAGUUUAUUGUGAGAUGUUAUGAAGUUGGGAUUAACAAGACUGCCACUGUGGAGACCAUUGCUAAUCUCUUGCAGGAAGUUGGAUGCAACCAUGCUCAAAGUGUUGGAUAUUCGACAGAUGGGUUUGCAACCACUCGAACCAUGAGGAAAUUGCAUCUUAUAUGGGUAACUGCUCGCAUGCACAUUGAAAUCUACAAAUAUCCUGCAUGGAGUGAUGUGAUUGAAAUAGAGACAUGGUGCCAAGGUGAGGGUAGAAUCGGAACCAGACGAGACUGGAUUCUGAGGGACUAUGCAACUGGUCAAGUUAUUGGAAGAGCUACUAGCAAGUGGGUGAUGAUGAACCAAGACACUAGACGACUUCAGAAAGUUAGUGAUGAGGUCCGUGAUGAGUAUCUAGUUUUCUGUCCACGAGAACUGAGAUUAGCAUUUCCGGAGGAGAACAAUAACAGCUUGAGAAAGAUUGCAAAAUUGGAAGAUCCUUCUCAGUAUUCCAGACUAGGGCUAACAUCUAGAAGAGCUGACCUGGAUAUGAAUCAGCAUGUUAAUAAUGUCACCUACAUUGGAUGGGUUCUUGAGAGCAUGCCUCAAGACAUCAUUGAUACGCAUGAACUACAAACUAUCACCUUAGAUUACAGACGGGAAUGCCAACAGGAUGAUGUGGUUGAUUCGCUUACAAGUCCAGAGCCAAUGGAGGAUAAUGGGGCACUUUCCGAGCUUCUUGGAACAAACGGAACUGCUCCUACAAGAGAAGUCAAACAGGACAACCUUCAGUUUUUGCAUUUGUUGAGAUUGUCAGGUGAUGGACUUGAAAUAAACCGAGGCCGAACUGAAUGGAGAAAGAAACCUGCUAGAUAAAUUAAUGCCUGUCCUUAGCCUUCUCUUGCCUCAACUAUUUCUCCAAGCAAUUUAUUUUUUUCUUACCUUUUGUUUUGUUUGCUCUUUCUUGCUUUUUCCCUCCCAAGGGAUCUCACCACCCAAAAAGUCUACGUAAACUAUAGAGUGCAGUAUGAACCCCAGCAAGACAAAGCUCUAGAAAAAUAUGUACUUGCGGAUGUUCUGUCAAACCCUACAAUUCAGUUUGUUGUGUCUCGUCAUUUGUGAUUUGUUGUACUUUCCCUGUCAAUCUUUAAUGUUUCAUGAAUCAAACAAUCUCUGGUUCGAUUUAUCUUUUUCUGUGAAUUGAAAUUUCAACA
Rubroshorea leprosula is the source of this 1571-nucleotide messenger RNA. The record is from the annotation of a GenBank genome assembly. Lineage: Eukaryota; Viridiplantae; Streptophyta; Magnoliopsida; Malvales; Dipterocarpaceae.